This is a messenger RNA of Zychaea mexicana, 1655 nucleotides long. Its product is annotated as cytochrome P450. The transcript is spliced from 10 exons. The coding region runs from base 53 to 1624 and encodes 523 amino acids. NCBI's taxonomy places the organism in Eukaryota, Fungi, Mucoromycota, Mucoromycetes, Mucorales, Lichtheimiaceae. Gene Ontology annotation, molecular function: oxidoreductase activity, acting on paired donors, with incorporation or reduction of molecular oxygen; iron ion binding; heme binding. The record is from RefSeq and is a predicted model, not a curated record.
AUCUCCCUCCUUCUCUCUCUCGUAAAUCUUUUUUACCACUUGCAAACGUUCUAUGAUGAGCAGCCAAAGUUUAGUCCGAGAACACCUGUACUCGUAUCGAUACCAUAUUGGCAUCGCUGCUGCUGUAUCCCUCAUUUGUCGUCAUUUUUACAACCGCGUGUUUCGUGCCCCAAAAGAAUUGCAGCAUAUACCAGCAAUUCCAUUUUGGCGUCAAGCACUUUCUUUGGUUCAAAAGGAGCCUAUUACAUUAAAAACUAAAAGGCUGGUUUUCCCUUUGAUUUCCAAUGCGAACGGCAUCUACGUUAAUCGGCUGCCGAUGGAUUGGACAGUUUAUGUAACCAACCCUGUCUAUGCGAAAACUAUCUUGUUUAAACCAGAGUUCAACGACAAAGUCCACUCUUUUUUGGAUGGCUUGGGUGAAGAUCAUUCCAUGAUUAUCUUUGUAGGUAAAGACAACGUCGCUACUGUGAAUGGACAGCAGUGGAAAAAUCAACGGAAGAUCAUGAACCCCGUGUUCCACCGGUCCAUGCCUGUUGCAUUAUUUGGCCAUUUGAUGCCCAAAGUUUUCCGCAUCAUUGAUGAAGCAGAAUCCAAGGACGAUCAUGUCGUGAUUGUGAAGCUUACUCAGCGACUCACGCUGGAGGCACUGGGCAAGGCUAUAUUCGGUUUCGAAUUUGGCGGAUUGGAUCAAGACAACUCUGUCUGGGUAAAAGAUUAUAACCAACUCAUUGAAUCGCUCUUGGAUCCCUUUUCUAUGUUCCCCAGAGUCAGCAGAGUGCUUCGAUGGAUUAGUCCUUCUCGACGGGAAAAACAUAAUGCAGCUUACAAAUUGUCUGCUUUGCUCGGUGAAAUGGCUGAGCAGAGAAAAUGUGCUUUGUUGGAAAACAAGGAGCAGCAGCUUCAUGGCAAUGUACCGGAUAGCGAAAAGGAUCUUCUCACCCUUAUGCUUGAGGCAGAAAUGGGCGGCGAUGGUGCUUCUUUAUCCAAGGAAGAAUUACGGCACAAUUUGGGGAUCUUUUUCGUGGCAGGCCAUGAUACUACUAGCAACUCCAUUGCAUUUACUAUGUACAGUUUGGCAGUACAUAAGGACAUACAAACUAAAGCACGCGACGAAGUUCUCCGAAUCUUAGGUGAUAAGCCCGCUGAUGUUUAUCCUACAUUAGAGGAUUGCAAGCAGUUCUCUUAUAUAGAUAUGAUUAUCAAAGAGGGGCUACGCAUGUACCCUCCGGCAAACGACUUGCUCGCACGAAGAGUAGCAGCCGACGUUAACUUGGGAGGAGUUAUGAUCCCACAAGGUUCCAUGAUUACGGUCGAUAUACACGCUCUACAUCACAACCCUGAGGUUUGGAAGAACCCGGACCAGUUUAUUCCGGAGCGAUUUGCGGAUGGAGGUGAACACAGCAAGCAGGAUGGAGUAGCCUGGCUUCCAUUUAGUGGCGGCUCAAGACAGUGCAUUGGCAUCAAUUUCAGUAUGAUGGAGCAACGCAUAGCUUUGGCAAUGCUUUUGCGGAAAUAUGAUUGGGAGCUUCCCCUAGGAUCGAUCCAUCAGAAUGGCGUCGUGUUCGACCAACCUGUUAAUAUGGCACCCUUAAGUCUUAAGAUUAAGUUUAAUAAAAGAUACUGAGCAAAGUGCUGGUUUCUCUUUAAAAUAUCAA